This is a messenger RNA of Musa acuminata AAA Group (dessert banana), 3592 nucleotides long. RefSeq lists its product as uncharacterized. NCBI's taxonomy places the organism in Eukaryota, Viridiplantae, Streptophyta, Magnoliopsida, Zingiberales, Musaceae. Bases 2043 to 3464 code for a protein of 473 amino acids. The record is from RefSeq and is a predicted model, not a curated record. The transcript is spliced from 8 exons.
GUUUGUUCUUGAUCCGGGUAUUCGUUUUCUUCAUCUCGAUUCUUUUCUGGUGAUUCUGGCAUUUUAGAUCUGGUGUCUUAGUUAAAGAGUAAACGUUUUGAGGGUUCAGAUUAGGGACCCGACAUGAGAUGUACUUUCUGUGCCAUCCUUCAUCUAUGUUAUAGUGACUUUGGUUUACGAUUCUCUGAAUCAUAUGUGUCGGAGGUUGGAACAGCUGUUUUAGGCUUAGAAUUGGAUUGUGGGGUGGUGUUCUCGAAUGAUCUUAUGAUUUGUUUUGAUUCGAGGACAUUGAGGUGCAGAUAAAUUGAAAAUGCAGCAACAUGAGGCUGGGUGCCCAGCCACGGAGGGCAUAAUCCUCUGCUACAAUAACUGUGGCUUCUUUGGAACCAAGGCAACCAUGAAUACAUGUUUCAAGUGCCACAUGGGAAUGAUUCUGAAACAGAAUCAGUCCAAGCUUGCAACAUUAACAAUCUUGUGAAUGGCAGUGGCAAAGAGCUAAUGAUGUUUGGUAACGCAUACGUGGUGUUGUGACCUUUUGAAGCUAAAAAUUGUUUCUUCACAAUCACCAAAUGCUCCAGAUCGAAUGGGCCUGAAGGAGCAAACACAAAAUAUGGUGGAAAUAGAUGCAGAACAUGCGGGAAACGUUAGACCGACCGUCGACGUGGGAACCUUUUCUGGGGUACAGAUUGCUGCUUUGAUGAGCAUGAUGAUUGCCCAUUUGAUUAUCGUAAACAACUAGGAAUGUCAUCACCAAAGCGAACCCUGUGGUUAAGGUUGAUGUCAAUGUCGAGCCCCUCACUAUGCCCUGAUAUUAAGUUGGCUCUUAUGUCAAUAAAUUGUCACAACCCAACUUGAUGGGAUGAUUGAUCUGUUAACUUCAUUGAGCCCAAACCACUAACUUAAAAUGCUUAAGAUAAAGUUAACAAUAGUUUACGUAUUAUGUUCUUAUAAGUCAAUAUUAGUUUUAGCCUACUUUUGAUGUGAGACUAAACCGGAGUGUUACAAUUGCAGCCCCUAGUUCGUGGAUUAGAAAAGGUUUGCAUAUAAGUGUGACCUUUUAUUUGUGCUGAUUUGGUAAAUUAUUUCUGGACUUGUGAUGUGGCUAUUUUUCUUGUUUUACUAUUUGACCUUCACAGUAGAUUCCUCAACUUGUAGGAAUUACUAAUGGUGCAUGAAUAAUUGUCUCUGCAAUUACUUGAUGAUUUAUAUCGUAUUCCCUCAGUAAUAUAAUACAUAGUGGUGCAUGAAUAAUAUCAUGACUUUCAUGUUACAUUUCUUUAGUGGUGGACAUUCUUGACACUGCAUGAUAGGUUCUUGAUUGUAUGUAUCUUUUCCUUAGAAUUUUCUGCACUUCCACAGUAGCAUAAUGCUCAAGGAUAUAUGAAUGGUCCGUAGAGUUAUAUCUGGUUUCUGUGAUUCAAAAUGCAGCUAUUGAGGAAUGAUAUUGGGAAGGUCGGUGAGCUGUGUUUUAUGCUGGUACCAAGUAUGAUGAACAAUUUGAGUGACCUUUAAGUAAAUUCAACCUAUGUGGCAUGAUCAUGGACGCACAAGCACAGAUUGCAAUAGUUGUUGCUGGAGAUUUGGAGUGAUUGGUAGAUAUCUUUGAAGGUAGAGCAAGAUGAGGAAGCCAUAAUAUUGUGACAGUUUUCGGCUACCAUUGGAAACAGUGACUUUUGUUCUAGAUGACUGCCUUCUCUCAAGAUGGAUGGAUCCACGGGUGUUGACUGUGUCACCAUGUCCUGGAGAGCGUAGUUUGUCCGCAAUACAACACCAAAGGCAAGAGGAAGUCAGCUGCUCCUCCAUCCUCUUCCAUGGUCUCUCCCUCUUGUACAGUAAUUCCUGACAGUAUUGGAUCCCGUCCAUCCAUCGUUUCCACAGGAAAAAGCACCGAUCUCGAGUAGGGGGGAGGAGAAUUAAGAGAAGAGGUCGAGGAUUUCCAGGCAGGAUCGUACCCCAAGGCCGAAAACUGCCCUUGGGUACUCCAUGCUUCCACUGUUCCAUCGGACCUAUAUUACACGGGGGAGGGGCAGAAGCUGAUGUAGAUGGAUCGGUCGGGUAGCAGGAGGAGCACGGGCACGGCGGUGGUGGCCGUCGAGGUGAUGGAGGGGAGCAGCAAGGCGGAGGAGUGGAGCGGCGGCGCCGGGGAUGGGGACGAAGGAGGGGAGGCCGUGUCGCUGCAGACGGGCGACAUCGUGGAGGAGGUCACCUUCGGGGCUGAGCCGCCGGCUCGGUCGCCCUUCCGGGGCGGGCGGUCUUGGGUCAUGAAGCUGCUCCACGCGGCGUAUAAGCGCGGCGACACCUCCGUCGUCGUGCGCGCCCGCCGCGGUCCGCAAGCCACCUACCUCGACUUCCACGCGCGUGUGGUGCCCCACCCGGCGGCCGGCCGGCGACAGUACGUCCUCCGCUCCGUCCGCGAUCCCCGCCACGCUGUCCGACUCGUCGACCGUUCUGAGUCCGACUGCAUCACCUUCCAGGGUUCAAGGAGCUCGAGGGUGGUCUGGGCGCUCAACAACGCGCAACUCCAUGACGGGUUCGUGUCGUACCCGUGGGAGAAGAAGAUAAAGGAGACGCUGCCGUCGCCCAGCUCCAGCUGCUUCCUAUCCCUGCUCGUCCUCCCCAAGGCGUCCGACCCCUCGAGCACAAGCUACGACCCCGUGGAGGACACCUUGGCUCGGGCCGAGGCAUGGCUCGGCUCCUCUCAGGCCUCUGGUGUCCCCAUCGUCUUCAUGCACAUCCAGACCGAGUCGCUCCUCACAAAGAUAUCGGGAGAGACAGCAUCCACCACCGUCAAUAUGGGAUCAUUGGCCGACCUCUCCAACGUAGCAAACGCCAGCCUCUACGGAUUCGAGGACUACCACGGGGUGGACAUCGGGGUCGUGAGGGCUGUCAGGCUUUGGUACGCCCCCGCAGAGGGUGAGAUGGCGUUCGAGAUUGAGCCACGGGAAGGCGACACCAAGCUGGGCUUCUCAAUUAGCCGCACCGAGGAGGGCUUUAUACACAUCUCAUCCGUCGAAGACGACGACGGUACCGGAGUUGCUGCAGGUCGAUCAGGACUCAAGAAGCUCUACAAAGCAGCAGCGGCAGCAUCGAAGCUGUUAGUGGUCUCGAGGGUGGGAACCGAGAAGGUUCUGCCAUGGAUAGUCUCCACGUCGGGCGCCAUUCGGUGCUUCGACACCGUCUCUCUCAGCCAGAAGCUCUCGCUGCACCGCCACGCUCUGAAGCCCAUCCUGCUCCACCUGCUUAUGUGGGAGACGUCGGAAACCAACGUCACUACCACCAAGGCCGAAAGUGACGAGCAUCCGACGCCAAUGUCGCCGCCAUAUAUCGUGCCCCGAGCUUCAGACGGAGCUUCUGCUGCCGCGUCGUCGCUCUCAGCAUCUCCCGGGCGCGACGAGCUCCAAGACGCGGCUGGGGACCUGUCCUUCAGAUUCUGCGACCUCUCGAUAUGGAACACGUCGAUCUAAUUCCUACUGCUAUGUCAUCCUGUCGUCCUGUACAUAACAAAGCAGUAAGCUCAGCUGUUGCUACUCUACCUUGUGCUUGUGGCAUGGAAGAGGAGUUCAGGUACAAGUAUUACGUGUGUUAGUGUCAA